GCGGGGUGGAGUCCUCCUCCAUCCCGUGGUGCUCCGCGGCUCGGCCUCGCUCUCUUCCGGUCGCGGGCAGCCGAGCCGUAGAGGGCGGUCGCGGCGGGCACGGUGGGCAGCGGCUGGUCGGUGGCAGCAGAAUGUUGGCGACCAGAGUAUUUAGCCUGAUUGGCAGGCGUGCAAUUUCCACCUCGGUGUGUGUUCGGGCCCAUGGAAGUGUUGUAAAGAGUGAAGAUUAUGCUCUCCCGAGUUAUGUGGACCGGCGUGACUACCCCUUGCCCGAUGUGGCCCACGUCAAGAACCUGUCUGCCAGCCAGAAGGCCUUGAAGGAGAAGGAGAAGGCUUCCUGGAGCAGCCUCUCCAUCGAUGAGAAAGUUGAACUGUACCGCCUUAAGUUCAAGGAGAGCUUUGCUGAGAUGAACAGGAGCACAAACGAGUGGAAGACGGUGGUGGGCGCGGCCAUGUUCUUCAUCGGCUUCACCGCGCUCCUCCUCAUCUGGGAGAAGCACUAUGUGUAUGGCCCCAUCCCGCACACCUUUGAAGAGGAGUGGGUGGCCAAGCAGACCAAGAGGAUGCUCGACAUGAAGGUGGCCCCCGUCCAGGGCUUCUCGGCCAAGUGGGACUACGACAAGAACGAGUGGAAGAAGUGAGGCCCCGCGGCUCCCGAGUCUGCACCUCGCCUGUCCGGGCGCCGCCACGCAGCUCCGCAUGUCCACUGGGAGCGCCGUGCUGCAGCACCAGUGCUAAUAAACGCGCAGUUUACGUGAA
Molecule: messenger RNA, 759 nt
Organism: Budorcas taxicolor (takin)
Lineage: Eukaryota; Metazoa; Chordata; Mammalia; Artiodactyla; Bovidae
Product: cytochrome c oxidase subunit 4 isoform 1, mitochondrial
Exons: 5
Coding region: 132-641 (169 amino acids)
Biological process (GO): mitochondrial electron transport, cytochrome c to oxygen
Source: RefSeq, a predicted model, not a curated record